This is a messenger RNA of Closterium sp. NIES-67, 1619 nucleotides long. Lineage: Eukaryota; Viridiplantae; Streptophyta; Zygnematophyceae; Desmidiales; Closteriaceae. The record is from the annotation of a GenBank genome assembly.
AACUAGACCUUCAGAUUCCAUUUUCAGGCUCCUCACUGCCUGAACUCGUCCUAAUUGCUCGUCGCUGCUUGCUGCCUUUUCGCUCUUCCAUCCUCACCUUACUCAGCCACAAGCUCCUCAUUAUUUCCCAACGCUAGCCGGCACGAUCCACCACCGCGGACAACCCUCCACCACCGCCCUCUCUUUCCUUCUCCAGCAGCAGCAGCGCCAGCAGCCAUGGAGUACUACCCCGGCCCCGGGCGCAACCACCUGUUCGUGCCCGGCCCGACGAAUGUCCCCGAGCAGGUGCAGCGCGCCAUGCUGCGCGGCAACGAGGACCACCGGUCUCCCGCGUUCCCGAAGCUCAGCAAGAGCGUCAUCGACGACAGCAAGAAGCUUUUCGGCUCCACCGAGGGCACCUGCUUCAUCUUCCCCGCCACAGGCACGGGCGCGUGGGAGUCUGCGCUGACCAACACGCUCUCCCCGGGCGACCGCAUCAUCUCUUUCCGCCUGGGCCAGUUCUCUCUCCUCUGGAUCGACCAGAUGCAGCGCCUGCGCUUCGACGUGGACGUGGUGGAGUGCGAGUGGGGCGCGGGCGCGGACCUGGACGCGCUGCGGCGCAAGCUGCUGGCGGACCGCGCGGGCACGGUGAAGGCGGUGUGCGUGGUGCACAACGAGACGGCCACGGGCGUCACGAAUGACAUCGGCAAAGUUCGACAAGUGCUCGACGAGUGCAACCACAAGGCCCUGCUCAUGGUUGACGGCGUCAGCUCCAUCGGCGCCAUCCCCUUCUACCAGGACAGGUGGCGCGUGGACGUGGCGCUGACCGGGUCGCAGAAGGCGCUCUCUCUCCCCACGGGUCUCGGCAUUGUGUGCGCGCGCCCGCGCGCCCUCGAGGCCGCCAAGCACAGCAAGUCGACCCGGGUGUUCUUUGACUGGGGUGACUACCUCAAGUUCUACCAGUCGGGCAGCUACUGGCCGUACACGCCGUCCUCCCAGAUGCUCUACGGGCUCCGCGCGUCCCUCGACAUGCUGUUUUCCGAAGGGCUCGACAACGUCUUCGCCCGGCAUGCGCGCCUGGGGGAGGGCACUCGGCGCGCUGUGGCUGCGUGGGGCCUGCAGCUGUGCACCAAGAGCCCUGAGUGGAAGAGCGACACGGUGACGACGAUCAUGGUGCCGGCACAUAUUAACAGCAAUGACAUUGUGCGCACGGCGUGGAAGAAGUACAACCUGUCGCUUGGUCUUGGGCUGAACAAGAUCAACGGCAAGGCGUUCCGCAUUGGCCACCUGGGGCAGAUGAAUGAGGUUGCACUCCUGGGAGCCAUAGCAGGAGUGGAGAUGACGCUCCGUGAUGUGGGAUAUCCAGUGGUGCUUGGCUCUGGAGUUGCUGCUGCUUCUGCCUAUUUCCAGCAGACCACUCCCUUGAUCGCCACACGAGCCAAGUUGUAGAUUCCCAAUGCUUGCCUGAGUGAUGGGAGCUGGGGUCUUCGCCGGAUAUUGCAGUUCUUUGAAAAUGCUGUUUUAUUUUUGUUCCUUUUCUUGCACAUUUAUGUAGCUCGCUUGUGUUCCAUUAUUGAGGAUAGGAUUACCCCUCAUUGUAUCUUUCUUCUCAUGCAUAUUACCACGCUUUGGAUUCACAA